Artibeus jamaicensis (Jamaican fruit-eating bat) is the source of this 1674-nucleotide messenger RNA. RefSeq names its product acyl-CoA thioesterase 12 (gene ACOT12). Lineage: Eukaryota; Metazoa; Chordata; Mammalia; Chiroptera; Phyllostomidae. Gene Ontology annotation, cellular component: extracellular exosome. Gene Ontology annotation, molecular function: lipid binding; acetyl-CoA hydrolase activity. The record is from RefSeq and is a predicted model, not a curated record.
AUGACAAUCUACGAAUCUGUUGCGGACAGGCUGCUCGUGGCGCACCUGUGUCAGGCCGUCCAGCCGGCUCACCCCAACUCCCGCGGCCAGCUCGGCGCGGGGCAGCUGCUCAAGUGGAUGGACGCCACCGCCUGCCUGGCGGCUGAGAAACUUGCUGGGAUUUCCUGUGUUACAGCCUCAGUGGAUGACAUACAAUUUGAGGAGACAGCUAGAGUUGGACAAGUUAUAACCAUCAAAGCAAAAGUUGCUAGAGCAUUCAGCACAAGCAUGGAGAUCAGCAUCAAGGUCGCAGUACAAGACAUGCUCACUGGCACAGAGGAGCUUGUUUGUGUGGCCUUCUGUACAUUUGUAGCCAAGUCAGUUGGAAAUGAAAAGAUUCAUUUAAAACCAGUCACGCUUCUAACUGAACAAGACCAUGUAGAAUAUAAUCUGGCUUCCAAGAGGAGAAAAGUUUGAUUACAACAUGAAGAUACCUUUAAAAACCUGAUGAAAGAAAGUAGCAAGUAUGAUGAUCUCAGUUGUGGCAGAGAGGAAGGAGCAGUCUCCACCAGGGGCACUUUUGUUCAGAGCAUUGAACUUGUCCUCCAAUCCCAUGCAAACCAUCAUGGAAAUACAUUUGGUGGCCAGAUUAUGGCUUGGAUGGAAACGGUGGCUACUAUUUCUGCAAGCCAUCUCUGUCAAGCUCUGAAGUCUGUGGACAUGUUUAAGUUCCAAGGACCAUCCACCAUCGGAGAUCACCUCGUCUUCAAUGCCAUUGUCAACAAUACAUUUCAGACCUGUGUCAAAGUGGGAGUGACUGUGGAGGCCUCUGACUGCCAGGAGUGGUCUGAGGGCUGGGGCCCUCACAUCAACAGUGCUUUUCUCAUUUAUAAUGCUGUGGAUGAUAGAGAAAAACCAGUCACAUUUCCCAGAAUCAAACCAGUGUCAAAGGAUGAUUUCAGAUGGUAUCAUGGAGCUAUUGCACGCAAGAGAAGUCGCCUAGGCAGAAAGUAUGUUAUUUCCCACAAUGAAGAGGUUCCACUCUGCGUACCCUGGGACAUUAGCAACCAGGAAUCCUUGAGUAAUGGCAACGUGGAGGAUUUCAAAAAACUGGUGGCCAAAAGUGGCCGGGAGGUUACCAGUGCUCUGGAAAAGAUAAAUAUACAUACUCUGGAAGAACAUGAUAUUUUGUCAGUUUGGGUUGAAAAGCAAGAAGAAAAACCAGCACACUUGGCUUGUCAUCUCUUGUCUGACUUUACCAAGAGAACUUUGUGGGACCCCCAUUAUGUGUCCUGUAAAGUCAUGGAUUGGGUGAGUGAAGACGAUCAGAUAUAUUACAUUACUUGUCCUACAGUGAAUGGUGACAAACCUAAAGACUUGGUUGUACUUGUAUCACGAAUAAGGCCUCUGAAAGAUAGUAACACUUACAUGGUGGCAGUGAAGUCCGUCGUCCUGCCAUCCGUCCCACCCUCUCCGCAGUACAUCAGAAGUGAAAUCACAUGUGCCGGGUUUCUCAUCCAUGCUACUGACAGCAGUUCCUGCACUGUAUCUGAUUUUAACCAGAUUUCUGCUAGCAUCUUGCCUUACUUUGCUGGAAAUCUUGGUGGCUGGUCAAAAUCCAUUGAAGAGACAGCAGUUUCCUGCAUACGAUUCAUAGAGAAUGCUGCUGCUGAUGGGUCAGUAAGCAUAUUUUAA